Molecule: messenger RNA, 10283 nt
Organism: Lucilia sericata (common green bottle fly)
Lineage: Eukaryota; Metazoa; Arthropoda; Insecta; Diptera; Calliphoridae
Gene: ctrip
Product: E3 ubiquitin-protein ligase TRIP12
Biological process (GO): proteasome-mediated ubiquitin-dependent protein catabolic process; regulation of double-strand break repair; DNA damage response
Cellular component (GO): nuclear speck
Molecular function (GO): zinc ion binding; ubiquitin protein ligase activity
Source: RefSeq, a predicted model, not a curated record
ACCUGAUUUAAGUGUCGCAUGCAGACGAGUGUGAAUUUGUGUCUGCCGUGAAAGAUUUUCAUUUUAAUAAUUAAAGUGUUAAUUGUUUAAUAAAUCGCCCAAAAACUAUUAAAAAGUGUAGUUAAAAAGGUCUUAUUUCUACAGCAAAGUUUCUUGGAACAAGAAAAACUGAUCAAGAAAUUGGACUUUAAUUAUAAACAGAAAAAAUAAACAUUUCAAUACAAAAAAAAAAUUAUAUUUCAUACAAUAAAAAAAAUAUUCUUGAAAUAAAAAAAAAACAAAAAUAAUCAAAAAAGUGCAUAAAAUUACUAAAUUUUAAACUGCAGAAAAUAUUUUGAAAAAUAGUGUUUUUUUAAAGUGAAAAUACUUAAAUUUCAAACUAUAACAAAACAAAAAUUCUAAAUAUUUUAAAAUUUUUAAUCCCAAAAAACAAAAAAACGUGUAUAACUGAUUAUAAAUAAACAAAUUAAACGUGUUGCGCCGGGGGCAUGUUUAGUGGGAUUGAAUGUGCGGUUAAGUGUCGUCUAUGGCCGAGUCCGUUAAUUGUCAAUCGCUCUCUGCAGUGACGGAGGGGCACGACGGCAGCAUAUUACAAACAUUUGCAACAAAUACUACGACAGGAGUAAAUACUACAACUAAAAAUACGGCCAAACAUAGACGUGGUGGUCGGCAACAACAACAACUACAUCAUCAACAACAACAGAAACAACAGCAACAAACUCAUAAUAACAAUAAUAUUAGCAAAAACUUAACCGUUACUCAAACCACAACCGAUAAACGUUCACGCAGCAAGUCACGCUCUUCAGCACAUCAAGAACACCACCAACAACAACAAACACCUUUUAAUAAUAACAGCAGUAAACGUACUUCAUCACGUAAUUCGACUUUUAACGCUUCAACAUCAUCAUCGUCAGCAGUUAUAUCACCUGCAUCCCCAAUAACUCCACCGCCCUCUACACGUAGUGAUCGUAAACGUCAUUUCGUUGAAAAGUCAGCAAUAACAACAGCAACAACAACAUCUGCAAAUUAUUCCUCAUCAUCUAUCGGUGAUCAUCCUACAGAUUUAACAUCACCUCUAAAGAAACGUCGUUAUCAUAAUCACAACUUACAGGAUAUUGACUCAACACCUUUAUCGACUACAAGCGGUAAUAGUAGCAGUAGUAGUAAAUACAAUACACCUAAAGAACAAGAAGGUGAUUGUGUAGCACGAAGAACUCGCUCUAAAACCGUAUCACCCGAAGAACCCAGCACAAGUAGUGGUGGAGGUGGUAUAUAUAGCAGCAGUGCAUACAAUCAAAGGCGGGGAAGUUAUACAAAGACAGCAGCAACACAACAGCAACAAUAUCAAAAAUUGUGUUUUGAAACGACACCACAACGCAGUACUGCGACAACAGUAACAAAUAACUGCGCAGGCAGCAGCAGCAGUAGUACAAAUACAAAUAACAAGAAUAAAGGUAAUUUAUUAAAUUAUUAUCGUAAAACACGUAAAAUCAGUCAUAGUCGUUCUUCGUCUACAACGACAACAACAGCAGCAACUUCAAGCGCAGCAACUACAACAAACUCAAAUAAUACAACAAAGAGAGCGGCUGCAUUGAAUAUUUCAAUCUCUUCAAUUAGCGACGAAAGUUCGGAUACGAGUAGUAGCGAAACUCAACAACAAAAGCACCAGCUAAAACAAACAAAAACAAACGCCUUAACGUCUGAAGAAAAAUAUAAAUUUAAAUCGUCCACUGGAUCGUCAAGACACAAGAAACGGAAUUAUAGAAAUCAAAAUAAUAAAAUAAAUAAGAAAAAAUCAUCGUCAACAAAUACAGCGUCGUCAGCAACAACACCAUCAUCACAACAACAACUAUUGUCAGCGCGUAGUAAUCAGAAAAUUGAAUGUAGUAGUAAUAACGUCGUUGCCGAUAAGAAACAACAACAACAACAGCAGCAGCAACAGCAAAAUAAAAAUUUCUUAUCAAUUGUGGGAAAUAAAACGAAAUUAAAUACAAAAUCAACACAGAAUACUACUGCGUCUUCAACAACAACCUCAGCUACACUUGCCACAGAAAGUGCUACAACCUCUUCAAAUACAAAUACAUUUGGCUCCAAUCACGAUCAGCAGGAACAAUCGCAAUCACCACCAACUCUACAUUUAGAUAAAAUUUCCAAAUAUCGUAAAAGUCUACGAACUUAUCAGAACUUUUUGAAUAAUUUAACAGACGAAUUAAAUACAGCAACAACACAAAACCAACAACAAACAAACGAAACGAACGCAGUCGUUGGUGAUAAUAUCCACCAGCAGCAAGCCAAUUCUAGCAAAAACUCUUCGAACAGCAACACUAAUAAUACAGAGCCACAACGCAGUAGCUCCUCAUCGUAUCAUUGUAAUAUCGAUAAAGAACUAUUUGCUGUUCUGAGUGCUAGUAUCGAAUCCGAAGAGGACGAGGAGGCGGACGACAAUAAUACAGCCGAAGAGGAGGAAGUUGUUCAAGAAGAAGAACAGGCCGAAGAGGAAGAGGACGAAGAGAACAACGACGACGACGAGAAUAUUGCCGACGACGACGUUGACAAUAACGACGACGUCGAGGAAGAAGAAGUCGUUGACGAAGACGAGGAAAUUGAACUACUCGACGAAGACGACGACGAAGAGGAGGACGACGACGAUAUUGGAGACGAAGAGGAGGAUAUUGACGACGAAGAAAUUGAAGAAGAGGAAGAAGAUCUAGACGACGAUAUACACGAUUCAGUACUUGCUAUUCGAGCAUCGUUAUCCGUUGCUAACGCCUUGGGCAGCACAACGUCUUCAAAUACCAAUAACUCCGCUACAGCAACCGGUGCGAACGUCAAUCCGGCAGCGGCUGCGAAUAGCGGAGCAGGAGGUCCCAAUAACACCGCUACAACGACGUCUUCAAAUAACACGAAUAGUAACUCACAUGGUGAUUCGGAAAGUGAUGACAGCGAGGUGGGACGUUUGCAAGCGUUGCUUGAAGCCCGAGGUUUACCGCCUCAUCUUUUCGGCGCCCUGGGACCACGUAUGACUCACAUACUCCAUCGUACUAUAGGCAAUAGUUCAACAUCAAAGGCCCAACAAUUGUUGCAGGGCCUACAGUCACACGAUGAGAGUCAACAGCUACAGGCGGCCAUUGAAAUGUGCCAAAUGUUGGUUAUGGGCAAUGAGGAUACCUUAGCCGGUUUCCCCAUUAAACAGGUGGUGCCAGCCUUAAUCACCCUAUUGCGUAUGGAACACAAUUUCGAUAUUAUGAAUAAUGCCUGUCGUGCUUUGGCCUAUAUGCUGGAGGCAUUGCCACGUUCAUCGGGUACGGUGGUGGAUGCUGUGCCAGUGUUUUUGGAAAAACUACAAGUUAUCCAGUGUAUGGAUGUGGCCGAGCAGAGUUUAACCGCUUUGGAAAUAUUGUCCAGACGUCAUAAUAAAGCCAUAUUACAGGCUAAUGGUGUAUCGGCUUGUUUAACCUAUUUGGAUUUCUUCUCCAUUAAUGCACAACGCGCAGCUUUAGCUAUAACAGCCAAUUGUUGUUUGAAUCUACACAAUGAAGAAUUCCAUUUUGUUUCGGAAAGUUUGCCGUUGCUAGCGCGUCUAUUGGCCCAACAGGAUAAGAAAUGUGUAGAGAGUGUUUGCUCGGCCUUCUGUCGUUUGGUGGAGAGUUUCCAACAUGAUCCCAAACGUUUGCAGGAAAUAGCUAGCAAGGAAUUGCUAAAGAACUGCCAACAGUUAUUGGUGGUUACACCAGCCUUAUUAAAUUCUGGCACCUUUACCGCUGUAGUGCGCAUGCUGAGUUUAAUGUGUGCCAACUGCCCUGAUUUGGCCAUUUCUUUAUUGAAAAGUGAUAUUGCCUCGACUUUAUUGUAUUUAUUAACUGGAAAUGCUGAUCCUCUACCUAAAUCAGCUUCCACCCACGUGGAGCUUAUAUCGCGAUCUCCUUCGGAAUUAUAUGAAAUUACUUGUUUGAUAGGUGAACUUAUGCCACGUUUGCCCACAGAUGGUAUAUUUGUGGUGGAUGCUUUACUCGAUCGUCCCACUAUAAAUACCCAAGAUCAAGUGCAAUGGCAAUGGCGUGAUGAUAGAGGAACUUGGCACAACUAUUCCACCAUAGAUUCGCGUAUGAUUGAGGCGGCUCAUGUGAAUUCGGAAGAUGAAUUCAGUUUAAGUACUUUAGGUAGAACGUAUACAGUGGAUUUCCACUCUAUGCAGCAGAUUAAUGAAGAUACUGGCACCAAUAGACCCGUACAGAGGAAAAUAAAUCCCAACUAUCGACCUACAGCAAACACUAAUGCGGCAACGGGUCAGGAUUUGUCAGCUUCAGCAGUGGCUUCAGCUAUUACGGCCUUAAGCACCACGGUAACGGCCACAGCUACUGGCGGCUCUACACCCUCGGGUUCACAAAAACGCCGGGCUUCGGUAGAUGCCCGCAUUGCUUGUCUGAAAGAGGAACGUGGUUUGGCUGCUGAAUUUAUUAAAAAUCUUUUCAAUGUCUUAUAUGAGGUCUACAGUUCUUCGGCAGGACCUAAUGUACGUUACAAAUGCUUAAGAGCCCUACUACGCAUGGUUUACUAUGCCUCCUCGGAAUUGUUAAGUGAUGUUUUGAAAUACCAAUUGGUCUCCAGUCACAUUGCCGGCAUGCUGGGUAGCAAUGAUUUGCGUAUAGUGGUGGGUGCUCUGCAAAUGGCUGAAAUUCUUAUGCAAAAGUUGCCCGAAAUAUUUGGCACCCACUUCAGACGCGAGGGUGUUAUCUAUCAAAUCACCCAACUGACCGAUCCCAAUCAUCCAAUAUGUGCUAAUCCUUCGCCCAAACCGUUGGCCACGAACAUGUCUGCCAGUGGUUCACAAAGUGCACCAGCUUCGGCUUCAAGUUUACAGGUUAAUCCAUUCUUUAUGGAUAAUGUACCACCACAACCGGGCAGUACCUCAGCUUCGGGUACUCCAAAUACCUCAAAGCCACAUCACCAACAUCCCUAUACCAUGAAGACAUUCUCACAUGCCAUGAAUGCUCUGACAGCGGCAGCAGCACAACAGGGCACCUCGCCCUCCGGUUCAUCCAGUAAUUCACAAAAAUUACCCACAUCAAUGGCCAUGAAUAUUAAUACCUCAGGCGGAUCGUCAGCGGCACAAAAUCCCAACAAUGAGAUGCCACAAUAUCACUACAGUUCAUCGGCACCAGCCCACACCCACAUGGGAAAUCCACAACAGCAGCAACAAAACUUCUUUGUGUACACUACAUCACCGCAGCAACAACAACAACCACCCUUGCCACCGCCUGGUACAGAGUAUGUAGCCUACAAUCAGUUACCACCACCACCACCGCCCUCAACACAUUACGCAACUGCAUCUGGAGCACAACAACAGCAGUAUCAUUCAAUGCCUUCUUCGUCAGCGUCCGCACAAGGACAACAAAACGUUAACACAACGCCCGGCACUUCUUCGACUAGUGGAGGCGCUUCAUCCUCGUCGUCAUCAGCACUACAAAAUAAAAUGAGUGAUAUGCUUAAACGUAAGGUCCCACCGAAAAGAAAAUCACAAUCUACCACCCGUUCGAAAUCUCGACAAGAAGAUCAAACCUCCUCGUCCACUUCAACGUCCAAUGCACAGGCUGCUUCAUCAUCGUCCACAGUGCAUGAGUUGCUUAGCAGAGCUACUAGUUUGGGAGGAGGAUCAACUGGUUCGGGUUCGGCAGGUCGCAGUACACCUAGUACUUCUUCAAAGGUACGUUUUAGUGGUGGCCAUCACAGUUCUUCGUCCGGACAACAGUCUUCGAAGACUUCGUCGUUUUUGGCCUCCCUCAAUCCGGCUAGAUGGGGACGUCAAGGAUCUCAUCAUAGUUCGUCUUCAGCAGCCAGUAACUCAGGUUUUACCAAAGAUUCUACCAGCAGCAGUAGUACAACAUCAUCACAUCAUAAUCACAGCCAUCCAAAUAGUAGCGCCGGUUCCAGUGCAGGUCACUCUAUGGCCGGUUGUUCCUCAUUGGCUGCACAAAAUAUCAGCAAAAGUAUAUCACAAGCUAAUCUUAUAGCAGCUGGUAAUCGUGAAAAAGCCCGCCAAUGGAUACGCGAACAAGCCAUUUCGUUUAUCAAGCGCUAUGCUGCACAAGACACCAAGCCGGGUGCUACGGCUGACGGUUCAGCCUCGACAAAUGUCCUGCAGCGUCUGACGACAGUUAUAAGCAAAUUGAAUGGUAGUUUUUCAGAUGUCUUGGAGGCUUUACUUGAAUUGAAGGCCAUUCUGUUGGAAAGUGACAUUUCACCGUUUGAAGUUAAUCAUUCGGGUCUUAUUAAAGCCAUGCUUAACUUUAUGACCGCCGAAGAGGGCAUAGUGGAACGUGAUGCCAGAUUAAGAGCAUUUAUGCAUGUAUUUGCCGGUUUACCGCUAGAACCCAUGGUUAAGGUGGGCAUUUUACCCAACAUAGAUGCUUCGGCCUUUGGCGCCUUUGUAUCGAAAUUAAAUGCCUGUGUUACACAACUGGAACAAUUCCCGGUUAAAGUACAUGACUUCCCCGCUGGACCCGGUGGAGGUCGUUCGAAUACAAGUGCUUUGAAAUUCUUUAAUACCCAUCAACUAAAGUGUAAUUUACAACGUCAUCCGGAUUGCAAUAAUUUACGCCAAUGGAAAGGUGGCACCGUUAAAAUCGAUCCCUUAGCUAUGGUACAGGCCAUUGAACGUUAUUUGGUGGUGCGUGGCUUUGGUGGCAUACGUGGCGACUCCGAUGAUGAUUCCGAAGAAGAUAUGGAUGAUAAUGUGGCCGCUGUGGUUAUGUCACAAAGUGGCUUUAAGCACAAGUUACAAUUUCUAAUAGGAGAACAUGUCUUACCCUACAACAUGACCGUUUAUCAAGCGGUGAAGCAAUUCUCGCCUUUGGUCAAUGAUCAAUCGGAAACAGACACUGAUACUGAGACACCAUUAGGCAAUGCCAGCAUAUGGGUACAACAACACACCAUCUAUUAUCGUCCGGUAGAAGAAGAACCCGUGGCUGCCACCUCUAGCAGUAGUAUCAAUAAUAAAUCAAAUAUACCAGGAGCUGGUACUUCAUCCUCUAUACACAAUGGUGCUAUGGCUGCUUCGAGUUCUACCACUGGUGGUCCCUCCACCUCUGUGGGAAAGAAAUCAAAUAAAUCCUCUUCAAAAUUGUUGCGCAAGAAAACGGAAUUAUGGCACGAAGGUAUUGCACCCGCUGUGGUGUCUGCUUUAAAACCAUUCCUCACUAAUACACUGCCCGCCGAUGUGGUUACUAGCGUACAAGAUGCUUCACUCGAUGCCCUCUGUAUGUUGCGCAUAAUCAAUGCUUUGAAUCGUCACUGGGAGCAUUUGUACGGUUGUGUACACCGUCAAUCGAUUAUCCCACAGUCUGAAUUUAUUCAUCCGAAAAUAACGGCUAAAGCCAAUCGUCAACUACAAGAUCCUUUGGUUAUAAUGACCGGUAAUCUGCCACAAUGGUUGCCACAAAUUGGUAUGGCCUGUCCCUUCUUGUUUCCUUUCGAGACCAGACAUUUGCUCUUCUAUGCCACUAGCUUCGAUAGAGAUCGUGCUUUACAGCGUCUUUUGGAUACAACACCUGAUCUAAAUUCCGCCGAAUCAUCGGAAAGAGUGGCUCCACGCUUAGAUCGCCGCAAGCGGGCCAUUUCGCGUCAGGAGAUUUUGAAACAAGCUGAACAUCUUAUACAAGAUUUUGGUCACUCCAAGGCUUUGUUGGAGAUACAAUAUGAAAAUGAGGUGGGCACUGGUUUGGGUCCAACUUUAGAAUUCUACGCUUUAGUUUCAGCUGAAUUACAACGCAGCGAUUUGGGUCUUUGGAAUGGUAGCGAUAGUUACAAACAAAACUCUGCCAAUAUAGUAGAUGUGGUCAAAUCUACUAGUGCCACUUUACAUAUAGACGAAUCCCAAGAUACCAAUUCACAAUCGGGCGAUACUAAUAUCACCACAACAACCAAUACUACAGCAAGUCCAAAUACCGCCUCAACACGUAACGCUAGUCGUAAUAAUCGUGAGAGUUUAGGAGUAGCAACACGCAGCAGUUUGGUAGCCACAAAUAAUUCUAUUAAUAAUCAACAGCAACAACAUUCACCUCAAGCUGGUGAAGAUGCCUUAGACAUGCUAAUCGAACAGCAGGGUGAUUUAAUAGAUCAACAUACGGGUGGAGAUCCUUCCAUGCCUUUGCUGGAUAAUCCUAUAGCAGUGACUACCGCCACCACACCUGUCUUACAGGUUAAUAACACUCCUCACCAAGCAAAUGUGACAUAUGUGAAUGCGGCUCAUGGUCUAUUCCCCUUGCCAUUGGGUAAAUCUUCAAAAUUGCCACAUGUCUCGAAAGUUAAAUCGAAAUUUAAGUUUUUGGGCAAAUUUAUGGCCAAGGCCGUUAUGGAUAGUAGAAUGCUGGAUUUACCAUUUUCUAUACCCUUCUAUCGUUGGAUUUUAAAUGAAGAACAUUCAGUGGGUUUAGCCGAUCUAUCACGUGUUGCACCCGAAGUGCAAAGCACUUUGGUGCGUUUACAGGAUGUGGUACAUCAACGUGAAAUGAUUUUAGCCGAUACCAGUUUAGAUGCUAUGGAAAAGACUGAAAAGAUUGAAUCCUUGGAUCUGGAUGGUUGUCCCAUAGCCGAUUUAGGUUUAGAUUUUAUUUUACCCGGUCAUGCCAAUAUUGAAUUGUGUCGUGGCGGUCGUGAUACUCCAGUAACUGUACAUAAUUUACAUCAAUAUAUUAGUUUAGUUACAUAUUGGUUCCUUGUUGAAGGUGUACAAAAACAAUUUGAAGCUCUUAAAGAAGGUUUUGAUUCAGUUUUUCCUACACAUCGUUUACGCAUGUUCUACCCCGAAGAAUUGGAGAAUGUAUUCUGUGGCAGUGUCAACGGUACCUAUCAACGUUGGGACGUUAAAAUGCUUCAGGAUAGCUGUCGUACCGAUCACGGUUUCAAUCAAGAUUCUCAAGCCAUACAAUUCCUUUACGAAAUACUUUCAACGUAUACACGCGAGGAACAACGUCUAUUUUUGCAAUUUGUUACGGGUUCACCACGUCUACCCACUGGCGGUUUUAAGUCACUAACACCACCACUAACUAUAGUACGUAAGACAUUAGAUGCCAAUCAAAAUCCCAACGAUUAUUUACCCUCGGUUAUGACAUGUGUUAACUAUUUGAAAUUACCCGACUAUUCGAGUCGUGAGGUGAUGAGACAAAAACUUAAAAUGGCCGCCAAUGAGGGUAGUAUGUCGUUCCAUUUGUCUUAAAUUUCGAAAAUAAGAAGUGAAAAAAGCAAUAUGCGCACAUAGAAGAAAGAAAGAAAGAGUAUUGUUUAAAGACAUGCAAAUAAACUAAUUAACAAACAAAUGUAUUUGUUCUGCUGUAGAGUUUAAAGAAAAAAAGGUAGUUUAGUUAUUUGGAAAAACAUAUACGAAAAAAAAUAUAAUAACAAAUAAUGGUGAUAAUUUAUAUGAUUUAAAUAAUUAUUUUUUUAAUUUUUAUUUUCUAAUUGUAUUAUUUGUAAGAAAUGGUGAUGUUGCUGUUAGAGCAAAUUUAUAUAAAAGAAAAAAAAAAAACAAAUCAUUAAAACAAACUGCUAAACAAAAAAACAAGAAAUAUUCAAACAAAAGAAAAUAUAUAAAUAAAUAUUAAUAUAAAAUCUAAUUUAAAUGAAAUUCAUAAUUAAUUAAAUUUCUCCUCUUUCCCCCCACACACACUCACAUAAUUAAUAAAUAAACUUAAACUUGAAAUAAAAUUGAAUAAAAAACAUUUAAUUAAUAUAGAAUUAAUAAAAACCAGAAACGUAAACAAAUUUUAUGCAUAAAACCUAAAAUUAAUUUAGAACUUUGAACUGGAAUAAUAAGUUUUCGUUUAAAUGACUUAUUUUUUUAUAUAUAUAAAACGCUUGUUUUUCAAACUUCAAGCAUUCUCUGUAAAGGUAUAAAAAUACAACUGAAAAACCUUAAAUAUUCUCUUAAAAAUAUAUUUUAUGGUCUUUAUGUAAUAAAUAUAAAAUUUAAAAAAAAAAAUAUAUUGCAAAUCAACUACAAACAAACACCCUUUGUAUAAGACUAAAAACUAAUUUAAAUAUUAUUUAAACAAAAGGGUAAUUAAUUAAAUAAUUAAUAUGUUUCAAUUAUAUUUCUUUAAUUUUUGUGUAAUUUUUUUAAAUAAAUUUUUAUAGUUGAAUUUCGUUUGUUAUACGCUGUUCUUACGUUUAAUAUAUUUUCUUAAAAUAUUAUUUUUUUGUAAUAUUUUUUUUUUGUAUUUCUUUAAUCUUUUAAAAAAAUUGUGAAUUAAAAAUAAUUUGAAUUAUUUCUUUGAAAAAAAAAAAUA